GGGUUGGGUUGGAUCCGAUCCUUCGAAGACGCAUCCCUAUUCAGCUUAUAUUAAUUGAUCGACCUGAAUGUGUCGAUUGUCAGCUCCUUUAGGCUACAUCAAUGACUGGCCGUCCUUCUAUUCCCCCUGGAUUGUAUAGUGUUCUGUCGCGUGCCGAUUAACUGCACCAUGGCUAGCCUCCUUCGUCUACUACGCACCCAGUAUAACCCACCGGUCGACCCCAGUGGGGUUUCAUUUGCAGGGAAAACGGUCAUCCUGACCGGAGCUACAUCCGGACUGGGGUUCGAGGCCGCCGUCAAGCUCCUCAAUCUCGGGGUGGAGUCGCUCAUUAUAGGGAGCCGGAACCUCCAGCGAGGCCAAGCGACCAAGACGGAGCUUGAGAAGCUUACAAACAGACCCGGGGUGAUUCAAGUAUGGCAGCUGGAAAUGAACAGCUUCCAGAGCGUCAAGAGUUUCGCAAACCGGGUGAACGAGGAGCUGCACCAAUUGGACAUUGCGUUACUAAACGCCGGAAUAUGGAACCGAGAUUUCGGCGUAUCGCCCGAGGGAUGGGAGGAAACAUUGCAGGUCAAUACGUUAUCCACUUCUCUGUUGGCGCUGUUGCUCCUUCCGAAACUAAGGAGUAGCUCAUCCUUGUCCGACCCGGCUCAUCUUACGGUCGUGUCCAGCCAACAGUUCGUGCGCGUGAAAGCCAAGAGUCUUCGGACGGUGCAGCCAUUAUUAAAGCAUUUGAAUAGCCCGCAGACCUUCAAAGGCCCAAAGCAGUAUGGUAUCUCGAAGCUUCUCCUGGAGUAUGUUCUCAAGACGGUAGCUGGUCUUGUUCGGAAUGAGAAUGGCACUGUGCCGGUCAUCAUUAACACUGUAAGCCCUGGGUUUUGUGUUUCGUCUCUUGGACGGCAGUACAGUAGAUUCUACGAGCGAUGGGCGACGUGGUUGGCUUAUAAGCUCUUUGCGCGCACGGCGGAGCAAGGGAGCCGGUCGUUGGUCAGUGCCACCUAUCAGGGGGUGGAGUCGCAUGGGAAGUGCUGGCGGAGUGAUGGAUAUCUAGAUGAAUCCGUGGCGUUGACAACGGGAGCGGAAGGAAAGCAGUUCCAGGCGAGAGCGUGGACGGAGAUCAUGAACGAGCUGGAGGAGCAAUCCGAGGGGCUGAAGGAGUCAAUCAGGGGGUGGUAAAAGCGCUUAAUCUUCACUAGCCGGGGCGAUACGUCUACGCCUUCCUGCACGGGGCCAAUUGAAUGACUGGCUAGCGUGACUGAUGGGUGAUAUUCAUAGUCAGACCAUACCAGACCAUAAUUUGAUAGGAAAGAGACCUUCCCCGACGAACAGACGCUGGCCAGGCUCCACCGCGAAUGGAAGAGGAACCAGUGGGCCAAGCAUUUCCGGAACAAAUAAAGAAGCCUCCAACAUAGGGCUGAGAACGGUCGGACAUGCCAGUGUUUGGUUGCGGACCGUCCGUUGCGGCUGUCAAGAGGGUAAGGUUACACUGGCGACGGACUAUUUCUAUCUGAAGCAAUUGUUGCUGCCUCCUCAUUAGAGAGGUAUA
Aspergillus neoniger CBS 115656 is the source of this 1543-nucleotide messenger RNA. RefSeq names its product putative short-chain dehydrogenase/reductase family protein. The record is from RefSeq and is a predicted model, not a curated record. Lineage: Eukaryota; Fungi; Ascomycota; Eurotiomycetes; Eurotiales; Aspergillaceae. The transcript is spliced from 2 exons. Bases 169 to 1173 code for a protein of 334 amino acids.